AUGGAGAUUACUAGGAGAGAGGGUUCACAGGGGAAAUGGAUGGGGACAGGGGACUGGAGAGAGAGAUGGCUGGAGCCGAGCCUGGGGAAAAGGCUGGGACCGAGCCUGGGUCGAGGCCUGCAGAGAGAGUUUGGAAGCUGGCUGUUCACCCUGCCUUUCCUGCUCCUUCUCCUCCUCCCCCCGGUGUUCCCCCAGUGCCCUGACAGCUGCCACUGUGUGUGGGAGAGCAGCAUGGUGCUGUGUACGGACGCUGGGCUCCGUGAGUUCCCCCAGGGCCUUCCUCUGGACACCGUCACACUACACCUGGAGAGAAACUACAUCCGCUCGCUCCCUGAGGGAGCCUUCAGGGAGCUGACCCACCUGAGGGAGCUGUAUCUCUCCCACAACCACAUCAACACCCUCUCCUCUGGGGCCCUGCGACACCUGAGCUCAGAGCUCCGUCUCCUGGACCUCUCCCACAACCUGUUACGCCAGGCCAGCCGGGACGAGUUUGGUUCCACGCGGGCCAAGACGCGCCUCUACAACAACCCGUGGCACUGCGACUGUACCCUGCAGGAGCUGAUGGAGACGUUAAAUCUAGAGCCGGAGACUGUCAACGGGAUCAUGUGUGAGAGCUCUGUGAGGAGCUCCGGGGAGGGGAGUCGCUGGGAGGAUCCAGGAGGGGCAGAUGAGCACUCUGGUCAACCCCUGGUUAAGCUGCUUAACUCUGGGGUAAACUUCUGUAGUCUCCAGAGGAAGACAACGGAUGUAGCCAUGCUGGUGACCAUGUUCGUGUGGUUCUUCAUGGUCAUUGUUUAUGUGGUCUACUACGUGAGACAGAACCAGGCUGAGACCAGAAGACAUCUGGAGUAUCUGAAGAGUUUGCCCAGUCCGAGGAAAACACUCACGGAGACAGACACGAUAAGCACUGGUCUCUGAACUAUUUAU
Messenger RNA from Oncorhynchus masou masou (cherry salmon), 927 nucleotides. RefSeq names its product leucine-rich repeat-containing protein 3-like. The transcript is spliced from 2 exons. Bases 1 to 918 code for a protein of 305 amino acids. The record is from RefSeq and is a predicted model, not a curated record. Gene Ontology annotation, molecular function: protein binding. Lineage: Eukaryota; Metazoa; Chordata; Actinopteri; Salmoniformes; Salmonidae.